AGCGCGGGGCGGCGGCGGCGGCGGAGAGGAUGCCCGAGCCCCUGUGCCUCACCAACAGAUGAGACUGGCAGCGCCAUCUGCACCUACCUACCCCGUCGACAGAUACUUGGAGAGCAGCAAUAAAUUCGAAAUGGUAAACUUAAUAGAUGACGAUCUCUGGCGCACCGAACCGGCACUUCGGCCUGAAGAUGAAAUUAUCCUGAGAAAGCUUCACGACAUGCUGCAGUCUACAGCAGAGGAUCUCAAGGUGCUCUCACAGGAACUAGGCCAGCAUCAUGCUCCAGGCGUACAAGUAAAAACUGCCCCAAUGCCUCUUGACGAAGAUUUCAACAACAGAGUCCACAUUGAAGAGAUAGUCAACGGCAAAUUUCAUGGACAUAAAAUUAUAGACCCUUCAACUUUCAAAAAUAUACCUGCUGCUCAAGAUAGAAUUUUAAACCAAACAUUUGUCAAAGAAGAAAUAAGAAAGCCGGUUUCGUCGGUAUCAGUUCAAAAUCAUAGAGCUCCCAUUUUGAAAAGUAAUCAAAAUAAAAACCUGGGCAUUACGCGGACAAAAACAAUACAAAUUAGUGAAUCUAAGAUUGUAAAUUGUUCACAUAGUAAAUAUGAUAAGCCAGAUAAAGUUAAGGAAUCUGUAUCAUAUAGUGAAAUAGCAUUUAAGUAUGACCCUAUACCCAGUAAUCCUUCACCGAAGCGACUGAACAUACAACAUAUGCCAAGCAUUAAUAUAAGGACUGAGCUAAAGGAACAGAAAGUUUUACACUUAGAUAUUAUACCUGAGAAUAUGAAUCAAACAGAAGUCAUUGAAAACAAAAAUAUUGCAGUAGUUGAACUGAAACAUGAGAUUGCAACACAACCUCAGUUAGGCAGAAAUAUACAUAGGCUAAAAGAAGAUAGAAAAGAACCUAUAAGAAAGGUAACAGUUAUGUCAGUGGGUGAAAGUAGUGAAUCAGCUAAUAACAAUAGUUCUGAUUACCAAAGUAAAUUUAAGAACAAGGGACGAAUACAAUCUACAAUGAAGGCAUCACCUAAAACAACCGAAAGAUAUACGCCUAGGAAAGGCUUGACGCCUGAAAAAAAGAAUCCAGUUAAAGAAUUGAACAAAGUACAAUCCCAUUUAAAUCUAGACGAGUGGAAGAAAAAACUUGGCAACGUUUAUGGAAAACCUUCCAUUUCCAAGAACAACAAAAUGCUUCGUACAAAAUCGAAUCAGGCCCGAUUAAAUUCUAAAAAUAAUGUGUCUGAUAGAAGUAUGAAAAAAGGUGCAUCGAAUACAAAACCACGAUCUAAUAUUUUAAAUAAUGCAGAGUACAUUCCAUAUUCUCAUCUUACUCUUGGUGGUGUUCGAGUCAGUGAUAUAGAAAGAGAACUAUCAGAUGGUCCCAUAAAAAAUGACGCUCCGUUAAGUCCUAUUUUACACAAACUUACAUCAAGCCAUGAAAAUUCUACAAAUGUCAGUCCUCGCAACUUAAAAGAUAAAGCGGUUGUAUUAAGUAAAUCGGAUGAAAACUUAUUGCAAGAUGUGUUAGAUUUAGAAGAUCAAAUUAGCAAAACCAUAACUUCUAAUAAUGAAAUAGAUAGCCCUAAAAUUUCACCUACAUCAUUAAAGAAGGACCAAUCAGAUACAAGUAACUGUUACAGUAAUGAUGAAUUUGAAGAAGCUGAAAAAACUGAUAAAUCAACACCAAAUUCUUCAGGCAUGGCAAAUGACGAUGAAAAUAAAUCGGAGAAUGUGUCUUCGAAUAAUAAACACACUGAAACUGAUUCCAAUAGUGAUGCAAAAGAUACUACUUUUAACAAAGCUCAAAACCUUUCCCUGAAAAAUACAGUAGAUAUUCACGAAUUCAUUCAUUCUAUCGACACACAGGAUAACGCUACGCAAAGUAAUACAACACACAUAAUAUCGCUAAAAGAAACCCAAACAUCACCAAGAAACGAAAGUUCUAACAUGAAACCGACCAAUAACGAUUUGUGGUCUUCCAUCGAUCCUAAGGGUGAAAUAGAAAACUUGUUUAAAUUAGAAAAAGAGUUGAUCAAAAAACUGAUAAUUGAUGAGUAUGGAGACCUUUUAAAAGAAAGUAUAACUAAACCUUCUACAUCUAAGGAUAUCAAUGAGUAUGAUAUGAAAAAUAUGAUCACAUCCCAGAAAAAUACGCAGACAUCACCUUUGCACAUGAAAUGUGUAAUGACGUCUCCCACCAGAACUAAAACCCGUACUACUUCACCAUUCACCUUGAAUUUGACCAUAGACCAGCAGACGAGUCCUAUGAUUUUUCUUAACGACAAAGAACUACAUCUAGAUCACACAGAUAAUAUGAGCGAAGUAGACGACAUUGGAAUCUCAAUAAAUUUAUCUUCACCGAGAUUUAGCUUACGGCUACCCCAAACUUCGCGAGAAGUAUUAUCCAAUAUGGACAACUGUAGUCAAAUAACGAGUGAUGGUAAAGUUAAAAAUACUGGUAAAAGAGUUCUACCUGUUCAAAUAAAAGCUAUGACUAGUUCGACAUCAGUAGAUGCUGAUGGAUCUUCAUCAGAAAUAAGCAGUUUAGGAGAAGUAAAAUUCAGACUAAAGAGAAGACUUAGAAAAAAUAGAAUAGCCACAAUUUCUGAGUCUAGUUCCACAUCUACCGUAUCUAAAUCGAGCUCCGAUAUUCAUAUUAGCAGUUUUCUACCAAUGAAAAGUGAAGGGGAACUUAGUUUAAGACAGCGAACAGUUAAUUCUUCAAGAAGAAACGAUAAUCAUAAAUCGAAAACUGAUGAUGAGAAAAGCUUAGGCCAGUGCUAAAGAAAAAUUGCGAAAGAAAUUAUAUUAUUAUCUUCUUUAAAUUAAUGCGGCUGCUAUAGUAGGAAAGGCACUAACUACAGCAACGAUCGAGUAUUUAUGUAGUUGUAUAUUAAAUUUGUAUUUUAAGAGGUUUAGAGGUUUCUAAGGUAAAAAAUAUUAUUUAACGUCGGUUCUAAACACGUGAAUUGCAUAGCAAAUUACUUUCAAAAACUUGUUCUCAGCAAUAUUGCGUUUGAAUUUAUUUAGUGCCUUUGCAAGUUUGCAAUUAAAUAUUUAAUAGUCGUUGCAGGUUGCUAACUUGCAACGUCAACUACCUACAUACUUUAUUAGUCUAGUGGAAAUUCUAUAAAAUUGUUAUUUCCAAGGAUUUGUUAUGAAUUUUAGAUUCCUCUGUAUCAUUGUUGGGCUUUUUUGUAUUCUGUUCCUUUUUCUCUGUAAAAGUAAUAAUUUUUCCAUGGGAUUAAAUUAUCCUUCAGUAUAAUAUAUGUAAUUUAGCAUGAUGUAAUGAAUCAAAUACCUAUGUUUGAUUAUUAUUUUAUCAACCCAAAUUGUGGCUAAUAGCCUCGAGGCAUGUGUACAAAUGAUUUAAUUUAGAAUACCUACUAAUUAAUUAUUGUUAACAAGUUACUUUUACUGUAAAUAGUAGUUUUAAGUUUUAUUAAUUUCAUUGGUAAAUAUAAGUAAAUAUUUUUUUAUGGCAAUAACUUAUCCCCUGCGAUUAUGAAUAAAACGUUAUCGAAUAUUUUUUAAA
Molecule: messenger RNA, 3536 nt
Organism: Plutella xylostella (diamondback moth)
Lineage: Eukaryota; Metazoa; Arthropoda; Insecta; Lepidoptera; Plutellidae
Source: RefSeq, a predicted model, not a curated record